Molecule: messenger RNA, 24175 nt
Organism: Mus musculus (house mouse)
Lineage: Eukaryota; Metazoa; Chordata; Mammalia; Rodentia; Muridae
Gene: Obscn
Product: obscurin, cytoskeletal calmodulin and titin-interacting RhoGEF
Exons: 104
Coding region: 1-24099 (8032 amino acids)
Biological process (GO): regulation of intracellular signal transduction
Cellular component (GO): cytosol; Z disc; extracellular region
Molecular function (GO): phosphatidylinositol-3,4,5-trisphosphate binding; phosphatidylinositol-3-phosphate binding; protein serine kinase activity
Source: RefSeq, marked validated
AUGGACCACUCCUUCAGCGGAGCACCCCGCUUCCUGACGCGGCCAAAGGCCUUUGUGGUAUCUGUUGGCAAGGAUGCCACGCUGAGCUGCCAGAUCGUGGGCAACCCCACGCCACACGUGAGCUGGGAGAAGGACCGGCAGCCAGUAGAGGCAGGAGCGCGCUUCCGCCUGGCCCAGGACGGGGAUGUGUACCGCCUCACAAUUCUCGAUCUGGCGCUAGGUGACAGCGGGCAGUAUGUGUGUCGCGCGAGGAACGCCAUAGGGGAGGCCUUCGCCGCCGUCGGCCUGCGAGUGGACUCGGAGGGCACGUGUGCCGAGCAGGCGCCCCACUUUCUGCUGCGGCCCACAUCCAUUCGCGUGCGCGAGGGCGCAGACGCCACCUUCCGAUGUCGCGUUGGAGGCUCACCACAACCUGCUGUGAGCUGGUCCAAAGAUGGGCGGCGCCUGGGCCCACCCGAUGCCCCCCAUGUGCGUGUGGAAGAACACGGGGAGUCGAGCGCGCUUCGCAUCCGUUCGGCAAGGCCUCGCGAUGGUGGCACCUACGAAGUCCGAGCAGAAAAUCCGCUGGGCUCUGCCAGCGCUGCCGCCGCUCUGGUGGUGGACUCGGACGCCGAGGUUGCCGGACCACCCGGCACCUCCACCGCCACGCUCCUGGCGCACCUGCAGCAGCGGCGGGAGGCCAUGCGCGCAGAGGGCAUACCCCCUUCUCCACCCGGCGCUGGCACGCGCACCUGCACGGUGACCGAAGGCAAACACGCGCGCCUCAGCUGUUUUGUGACCGGCGAGCCCAAGCCCGAGACAGUGUGGAAGAAGGACGGGCAGCUGGUGACCGAGGGCCGGCGACACGUAGUGUAUGAGGACGAGCAAGAGAACUUCGUCCUUAAGAUUCUUUUCUGCAAGCAGUCCGACCGCGGCCUCUACACCUGCACAGCGUCCAACCUCGUGGGCCAGACCUACAGCUCGGUGCUGGUGGUCGUGAGAGAGCCGACGGUGCCCUUCAAGAAGCGGCUGCAGGACCUGGAGGUACGAGAGAAAGAGUCUGCUACAUUCCAGUGCGAGGUGGCUCAGCCAGCUACCGAGGCGGCGUGGUUCAAGGAGGAGACCCGGCUAUGGGCCAGCGCCAAGUACGACAUCGAGGAGGAGGGCACCGAGCGCCGGCUGACCGUGCGCAACGUCUCGGCAGACGACGACGCUGUGUACAUCUGCGAGACCACAGAGGGCAGCCGCACGGUGGCAGAGCUCUCUGUUCAAGGAAACUUGACCAGAAAGCUGCCUCGGAAGACAGCAGUGCGCACUGGAGACACAGCCAUCUUUUGGGUGGAGCUGGCUGUCCCCGAAGGCCCUGUCCGGUGGCUACGGAACCAGGAGGAGAUGGUGGCAGGGGGUCGGGUUGCCAUCACUGCAGAAGGCACGUGCCACACACUGACCAUCUUCCAGUGCACCUUGGAGGACAUGGGUGAGGUGGCCUUUGUGUCUGGUGGCUGCCGGACGACCACCCAGUUCUGUGUAUCAGCGCCCAGGAGGCCACCCCUGUACCCUCCUGCUGACCCUGUUGUAAAGGCCAAGACAGAGAGUUCUGUGACCCUCAGCUGGUCCGCACCACCCCAUGGGGACCGCCCUGUCACUAUUGAUGGCUAUGUGUUGGAGAAGAGGAAGCUGGGUGCCUAUGCCUGGAGCAGGUGUCACGAAGCUGGAUGGCUGGCCACAACUGAGUUUACCAUCACUGGUGUGGCUGAGGAGGGGGAUUUCCAGUUCCGAGUGUCAGCCAUCAAUCACUUUGGCCAGGGUCCUUACCUUGAAUUUCCAGGGACCAUGCACUUGGUCCCCAUGCUGGCUGUAAAGACACCUCUGAAGGCGGUGGAGGCAGUGGAGGGUGGUGAGGUCACUUUCUCCGUGGACCUCACGGUGGCCUCUUCGGGCGAAUGGUUCCUGGAUGGGGAGGCCUUGAAAGCGAGCAGUAUAUACGUGAUCCGUUGUGACCGCACCCGGCAUAUGCUCACCAUCAGAGAGGUGCCCGCCAGAUUGCAUGGGGCACAGCUGAAGUUUGUGGCUAAUGGCAUUGAAACUAGCAUCCAAAUGGUGGUCCGAGCGGCUCUGGGGCUGCCCAGCAGUAAGCUUCCUGCUGCGGCUGCCCGGGAGGUGCUGGCCCAGUUGCACGAGGAGGCACAGCUGCUGGCUGAGCUGUCGGACCAGGCUGCUGCUGUGACUUGGCUGAAGGAUGGUCGUGAGCUGUCCCUAGGGCCCAAGUAUGAGAUGCAGGUGUCAGCUGGGAGGCGAGCACUGCUGGUGCGGGACGUGGCACAGGAUGACGCUGGCCUCUAUGAGUGUGUCAGUCGUGGGAGCCGCACUGCCUACCAGCUGUUGGUGCAAGACAUAACAGAUGGCUACCGUGACUGGGGCCCAGCAGGACCUCAGAAGCACAUGUGCAAGUGUGCUGGGGCAAAGAUAGCGAGAUACUUGGGUUCCUCUUGCUACCGCUUCUUGCAGUAUGACAAGGGGGUAUGGCAUUGGCUGGAGGCAGCUUUGGACACCAGGCAGGGCAAGGGUACCUCCUCCUGCUCCCUGCAUGAAAAACCCAAGCUGGUAUUUGCCAAGGGGCAGCAGGCACACAGUGAGGUGAAGGCAGAGGCGGGGGCCAGCGCCACACUGAGCUGCGAGGUGGCCCAGGCCCAGACUGAGGUGACAUGGUUCAAGGACGGGAAGAAGCUGAGCUCCAGCUCGAAGGUGCGCAUGGAGGCCUCGGGCUGCUCCAGGAGGCUGGUGGUGCAGCAGGCGGGCAAGGCGGAUGCUGGGGAGUACAGCUGCGAGGCCGGGGGACAGAAGCUCUCCUUCCGCCUGGACGUGGCAGAGCCCAAGAUGGUGUUUGCCAAGGAGCAGCAGGCACGCAGCGAGGUGAAGGCCGAGGCGGGGGCCAGCGCCACACUGAGCUGCGAGGUGGCCCAGGCUCAGACUGAGGUGACAUGGUUCAAGGACGGGAAGAAGCUGAGCUCCAGCUCGAAGGUGCGCAUGGAGGCCUCGGGCUGCUCCAGGAGGCUGGUGGUGCAGCAGGCGGGCAAGGCAGAUGCUGGGGAGUACAGCUGCGAGGCCGGGGGACAGAAGCUCUCCUUCCGCCUGGACGUCACAGAGCCCAAGCUGGUGUUUGCCAAGGAGCAGCAGGCACGCAGUGAGGUGAAGGCAGAGGUGGGGAACAGUGCCACACUGAGCUGCGAGGUGGCCCAGGCCCAGACUGAGGUGACAUGGUUCAAGGACGGGAAGAAGCUGAGCUCCAGCUCGAAGGUGCGCAUGGAGGCCUCGGGCUGCUCCAGGAGGCUGGUGGUGCAGCAGGCGGGCAAGGCGGAUGCUGGGGAGUACAGCUGCGAGGCCGGGGGGCAGAAACUCUCCUUCCGCCUGGACGUGGCAGAACCCAAGCUGGUGUUUGCCAAGGAGCAGCAGGCACGAAGUGAGGUGAAGGCAGAGGCAGGGAACAGUGCCACACUGAGCUGUGAGGUGGCCCAGGCACAGACUGAGGUGACAUGGUUCAAGGACGGGAAGAAGCUGAGCUCCAGCUCAAAGGUGCGCAUGGAGGCCUCGGGCUGCUCCAGGAGGCUGGUGGUGCAGCAGGCGGGCAAGGCGGAUGCUGGGGAGUACAGCUGCGAGGCCGGGGGACAGAAGCUCUCAUUCCAUCUGGACGUCACAGAACCCAAGCUGGUGUUUGCCAAGGAGCAGCAGGCACACAGUGAGGUGAAGGCAGAGGCGGGGGCCAGUGCCACCCUGAGCUGCGAGGUGGCCCAGGCCCAGACUGAGGUGACAUGGUUCAAGGACGGAAAGAAGCUGAGCUCCAGCUCAAAGGUGCGCAUGGAGGCCUCGGGCUGCUCCAGGAGGCUGGUGGUGCAGCAGGCGGGCAAGGCGGAUGCUGGGGAGUACAGCUGCGAGGCCGAGGGACAGAAGCUCUCCUUCCGCCUGGACGUGGCAGAGCCCAAGCUGGUGUUUGCCAAGGAGCAGCAGGCACGCAGCGAGGUGAAGGCAGAGGCUGGGGCCAGUGCCACACUGAGCUGUGAGGUGGCCCAGGCCCAGACUGAGGUGACAUGGUUCAAGGACGGGAAGAAGCUGAGCUCCAGCUCGAAGGUGCGAGUGGAGGCCUCGGGCUGCUCCAGGAGGCUGGUGGUGCAGCAGGCGGGCAAGGCGGAUGCUGGGGAGUACAGCUGCGAGGCCGGGGGCCAGAAGCUCUCCUUCCGCCUGGACGUCGCAGAGCCCAAGCUGGUGUUUGCCAAGGAACAGCAGGCAAACAGCGAGGUGAAGGCCGAGGCGGGGGCCAGCGCCACACUGAGCUGCGAGGUGGCCCAGGCCCAGACUGAGGUGACAUGGUUCAAGGACGGGAAGAAGCUGAGCUCCAGCUCGAAGGUGCGCGUGGAGGCCUCGGGCUGCUCCAGGAGGCUGGUGGUGCAGCAGGCGGGCAAGGCGGAUGCUGGGGAGUACAGCUGCGAGGCCGGGGGGCAGAAGCUUUCCUUCCGCCUGGACGUGGCAGAGCCCAAGCUGGCGUUUGCCAAGGAGCAGCAGGCACACAGCGAAGUGAAGGCAGAGGCGGGGGCCAGCGCCACACUGAGCUGCGAGGUGGCCCAGGCCCAGACUGAGGUGACAUGGUUCAAGGAUGGGAAGAAGCUGAGCUCCAGCUCGAAGGUGCGCGUGGAGGCCUCGGGCUGCUCCAGGAGGCUGGUGGUGCAGCAGGCGGGCAAGGCGGAUGCUGGGGAGUACAGCUGCGAGGCCGGGGGACAGAAGCUCUCAUUCCGCCUGGACGUGGCAGAGCCCAAGCUGGCGUUUGCCAAGGAGCAGCAGGCACACAGCGAGGUGAAGGCAGAGGCGGGGGCCAGCGCCACACUGAGCUGUGAGGUGGCCCAGGCCCAGACUGAGGUGACAUGGUUCAAGGACGGGAAGAAGCUGAGCUCCAGCUCGAAGGUGCGCGUGGAGGCCUCGGGCUGCUCCAGGAGGCUGGUGGUGCAGCAGGCGGGCAAGGCGGAUGCUGGGGAGUACAGCUGCGAGGCCGGGGGUCAGAAGCUCUCCUUCCGCCUGGACGUGGCAGAGCCUAAGCUGGCGUUUGCCAAGGAACAGCAGGCACACAGCGAGGUGAAGGCAGAGGCGGGGGCCAGUGCCACACUGAGCUGCGAGGUGGCCCAGGCCCAGACUGAGGUGACAUGGUUCAAGGACGGGAAGAAGCUGAGCUCCAGCUCGAAGGUGCGCGUGGAGGCCUCGGGCUGCUCCAGGAGGCUGGUGGUGCAGCAGGCGGGCAAGGCGGAUGCUGGGGAGUACAGCUGCGAGGCCGGGGGACAGAAGCUCUUCUUCCGCCUGGAUGUGGCAGAGCCCAAGCUGGUGUUUGCCAAGGAGCAGCAGGCACACAGUGAGGUGAAGGCCGAGGCGGGGGCCAGCGCCACCCUGAGCUGCGAGGUGGCCCAGGCCCAGACUGAGGUGACAUGGUUCAAGGACGGGAAGAAGCUGAGCUCCAGCUCGAAGGUGCGCGUGGAGGCCUCGGGCUGCUCCAGGAGGCUGGUGGUGCAGCAGGUGGGCAAGGCGGAUGCUGGGGAGUACAGCUGCGAGGCCAGGGGACAGAAGCUCUCCUUCCGCCUGGACGUGGCAGAGGCCGAAUCCCAGAUUCCGGAGAGACCCAGCCGCAGGGAACCUCUGGUUGUCAAGGAACAUGAGACCAUUAUCCUGACUGCCACAAUAGCUGCACCCUCUGUGGCUGCUGUGACCUGGCUCAAAGAUGGAGUGGAGAUCCGCCGCAGUAAGCGGCAUGAGGCCACCAGUCUGGGUGAUACCCAUACCCUGACCGUGAGAGGCGCACAGGUCCUGGACAGUGCCAUCUACAGCUGCCGUGUUGGCAAGGAAGGUCAGGACUUCCCGGUGCAGGUAGAAGAGGUGGCCGCCAAGUUCUCCAAACCCCUGGAGCCCGUCGAAGGGGAGCUGGGUGGCACCGUGAUGCUGGUUUGUGAGCUGAGCCCGGAGCAGGCUGAGGUUGUGUGGCGCUGUGGGAACACACAGCUGCGGCCAGGCAAGCGCUUCCAGAUGACAUCAGAGGGGCCUAGGCGCACGCUGACCGUGUCUGGCCUUCGAGAGGAUGACGCAGAGGAGUAUGUGUGUGAGAGCCGGGAUGACCGCACCAGCGCACGGCUCACUGUUAAAGUUCCCCGAGUGGUCAAGUUUACGUCUGGAUUGAGUGCCAUGGUCGCAGAGGAGGGCCAAGAGGCCACCUUUCAGUGUGUCGUGUCCCCCAGCGAUGCAGGGGUCACAUGGUACAAGGACGGGAUGCAGCUGCAGCCUAGCGAGAAGUUUGUUAUGGUAGAGAGUGGGGCCAGCCGCAGCUUGACUAUCUUGGGCCUGACCCUGGAGGAUGCCGGUCAAGUCACAGUGGAGGCUGAGGGGGCUUCAUCUUCUGCUGCCCUCCGGGUCCGAGAGGCACCGGUCCUCUUCAAAAAGAAGCUGGAGCCACAGACAGUGGAGGAGAGGACCUCUGUGACAUUGGAGGUGGAGCUGACGCGGCCCUGGCCCGAGGUGAAGUGGACACGGAAUGCUGCCGUCCUGACACCCAGCGAGAACGUGGAGAUCCGCGCUGAGGGUGCUCGGCACUGUCUGGUGCUGCGCAGCGUGGGCUUUGCUGACCGCGGCUUCUUUGGCUGUGAGACACCAGAUGAUAAGACUCAGGCCAAGCUCAAUGUAGAAAUGCGGCAGGUCCGGCUGGUUCGCGGUCUGCAGGAGGUGGAGGCUAAGGAACAGGGCACGGCCUCGAUGGAUGUGGAGCUGUCCCAUGCCGAGGUGGAGGGCAGCUGGACCCGAGAUGGCCUGCGACUUCAGCCUGGACCCAAAUGCCACCUGGCCGUACAAGGCCCUGUCCACAUCCUCACACUCUCGGCGCUGCAGCCACAGGACAGUGGGCUGGUGGCCUUCAGGGCCGAGGGCGUGCACACGUCUGCGAGGCUCAUAGUCACUGAGUUGCCCGUGAGCUUCACCAGAGUACUACAGGAUGUGGUGGCCACGCAGAAGGAGAAGGUCACCCUGGAGUGUGAGCUGUCGAGGCCUGUGGAUGUGCGCUGGCUGAAGGAUGGUGUGGAGCUGCGGGCAGGCAAGGCCAUAGGCAUAGUGGCCCAGGGAACCUGCAGGAGUCUCGUUAUCUACCGCUGUGAGACUGGGGACCAGGGUGUCUAUGUAUGUGAUGCUCUUGAUGCUCAGACCUCUGCCUCUCUGAGGGUGCAAGGGAGGACAUACACGCUUAUCUUCCGGAGGGUACUGGCAGAGGAUGCAGGGGAGGUCAAGUUUGUAGCUGAGAACGCAGAAUCAAGAGCUCACCUCCGAGUGAAAGAACUGCCCGUGACCCUCCUGCGCCCACUGAGGGACAAGAUUGCCAUGGAAAAACACCGUGGAGUGCUGGAGUGCCAGGUGUCCCGGGCUAGUGCCCAGGUGCGGUGGUUCAAGGGCGGAGUCGAGCUGCAGUCUGGGCCCAAGUACGAGGUGGUCAGUGACGGCCUUUACCGCAAGCUGGUCAUUAAUGACGUGCAGCCUGAGGAUGAAGAUACGUACACCUGUGACGCUGGCAACGUCAAGACCAGUGCCCAGUUCUUUGUGGAAGAGCAAUCCAUCACUAUUGUGCGGGGACUGAAGGACAUGACAGUGAUGGAGCCUGCCCCUGCCUGGUUUGAAUGUGAGACAUCCAUCCCUUCCGUGAGGCCACCCAAGUGGCUCCUUGGUAAGACUGUGCUCCAGGCAGGGGGGAACGUGGGACUGGAGCAAGACGGCACCGUGCACCGGCUGACACUGCACAAGACCUGCUCUACCAUGACCGGGCCUGUGCACUUCACUAUCGGCAAGUCCCGCUCCUCUGCCCAGCUGGUUGUCUCAGACAUUCCUGUGGUACUGACACGGCCUCUGGAGCCCAAAGCAGGGCGUGAACUGCAGUCAGUAGUCCUGUCCUGUGACUUCAGGCCAGCCCCCAAGGCUGUGCAGUGGUACAAGGAUGACACACCCCUGUCCCCGUCAGAAAAGUUCAAGAUGGCGCUGGAGGGCCAGAUGGCAGAGCUGCGCAUACUCCGGCUCACGCCAGCUGAUGCUGGGGUCUACCGGUGCCAGGCGGGUAGCGCCCAGAGCAGUGCUGAGGUUACUGUGGAAGCUCGGGAGGUGACAGUGAUUCAGCCACUGCAGGAUGCAGAAGCCAUGGAGGAAGGCCGGGUCUGCUUCUCCUGCGAGCUGUCCCAUAAGGAUGAAGAUAUCGAAUGGUCACUCAAUGGUACACCCCUGUACAAUGACAGCUUCCAUGAGAUCAGCCAUGAGGGCUGUCUCCACACCCUGGUGCUGAAGAGUGUCCGGCAGGCUGACACAGGCACCGUGUGCGCCACCUCCCCCAAGGUGUCCGUUUCCGCCCGGCUGGUGGUUAAAGGCAAGCCAGUGGUGUUCCUGAAAGCACUGGAUGACGUAUCUGCAGAAGAGCGUGGCACGCUGACCCUGCAAUGCGAGGUCUCCGACCCCGAGGCACGCGUGGUUUGGCGCAAAGAUGGUGUGGAGCUUGGUCCCAGCGACAAGUAUGAUUUCCUACAUAAGGCAGGUGCCCGGGGCCUUACGGUCCAUGACCUGAGCCAUGAGGAUGCUGGACUGUACACCUGCCAGGUGGGCAGUAAGGAGACCCAGUCCAAGGUCAGCGUACAUGAUCUUCACGUGGGCAUCACCAAGAGGUUAAAGACAGUGGAGGUGCUGGAGGGAGAGAGCUGCAGCUUUGAGUGUGUCCUUUCCCACGAGAGUCCCAGUGACCCAGCAGUGUGGACGGUCGGUGGGAAGACAGUGGGUGGUUCUGGCCACUUUCACGCCGUUCGGCAGGGCCGCAAAUACACCCUGACAGUCAAAGAUGCUGCACUCAGUGAUGCAGGAGAGGUGGUCUUCUCGGUGCUGGGCCUCACUUCCAAGGCCUCGCUCAUCAUCAGAGAGAGGCCAGUGGACAUCACCAAGCCCCUGGAGGACCAGCGGACGACGCUUGGGGAAGAUGUAAUGCUAAGCUGUGAGCUGUCCAGGGCAGGCACCUCUGUGCGCUGGCUGAAAGACGGGAAGGCCAUCAGGAAGAGCCAGAAGUAUGACCUGCUCAGUGAAGGCACGCGGGCUGUGUUGGUUGUCCGCAAGGCCUCACUCAAGGAUUCAGGGGAAUACACCUGCGAGACAGAAGCUUCGAAAAGCACUGCCAAGCUCUGUGUGGAAGAAAAGGCAAACCGGUUCACGGAGGAGCUGGCUGACCUGCAGGUGGAAGAGAAGGGCAGAGCUGUGUUCACAUGCAAGACAGAGCACCCAGCAUCUGUCGUGACCUGGCGCAAAGGCCUCCUGGAGCUGCGCGCCUCAGGGAAGCAUGUCCCCAGUCAGGAAGGCUUGACCCUGAAGCUCACCAUCAACGCCCUGGAGAGGACAGACAGUGACACUUACACCUGUGACAUCGGCCAAGCCCGGACCCAGGCACGGCUCCUCGUCCACGGCCAGAAAGUGCGCGUUAUUGAGGACCUAGAGGACACUGCUGUCCAGGAGGGCUCCUCUGCUAAGUUUUGCUGCCGCAUCGCUCCUGCUGACUACGGCCCCGUGCACUGGUUCCUGGAUAAGACCCCCUUGCACAGCAAUGAGCUGAAUGAGAUCACUGUCCAGCCUGGAGGCUAUCACGUGCUCACCCUGCGGCAGCUGGCACUCAAGGACUCAGGCACUGUCUACUUUGAGGCGGGUGACCAGCGAACCUCAGCUGCCCUGCGGGUGACUGAGAAGCCGAGCAUCUUCUCUCGGCCACUCACAGACGUCACAGUCACAGAAGGCGAGGACCUGACUCUGGUCUGUGAAACCACCACUGUGGAUAGCUCUGUGCGCUGGACCAAAGAUGGGAAGACACUGAGGCCGUCUGCACGAUGCCAGCUGAGCCAUGAAGGCUGUCAGGCCCAGCUGCUCAUCACUGCCACCACCCCACAAGAUGGUGGGCGGUACAAAUGUGAGAUUGGUGGAGCCUCCAGCAGCUCCAUUGUCAGGGUCCAUGCUCUGCCAGUGCGGUUCAGGGAGUCCCUGAAGGACGUGGAGGUACCAGAGGGCAAGGCCGCCACACUGCGCUGUGUGCUGUCAUCCGUGGCUGCACCUGUGGAGUGGCGUCAUGGAGAUGAUGUCCUGAAAUCCAGCAACAAGUAUAGCCUGCGCCAAGAGGGUGCUGUGCUGGAAUUGGUCAUCCGAGACCUGCAGCCCCAGGACAGUGGGCAAUACUCAUGCUCCUUUGGGGACCAGACAACUUCAGCCACACUCACAGUGAAAACCUCUUCUGCCCAGUUCGUAGGGAAACUGAGAAACAAGGAGGCCACAGAAGGGACCACGGUCACACUUCGGUGUGAGCUGACCAAAGAGGCCCCCGUGGAGUGGAAGAAGGGAACAGAGACCCUGAGAAAUGGGGACAAAUACAGUCUGAAGCAGGAUGGAGCUGUGUGUGAGCUGCAGAUCUGUAGUCUGCUGGUGGCAGAUGCAGGGGAGUACUCGUGUGUGUGUGGGCAGGAGAAGACUUCAGCCACGCUGACUGUCAAGGCUCUGCUUGUCCACUUUGUCAGAAGGCUCAGGAGCAAGGAGGCCACAGAAGGAGACACGACCACACUGCAGUGUGAACUGAGCAAGGCUGCCCCCGUGGAGUGGAGGAAGGGAACAGAGACCCUGAGAGAUGGGGACAGAUACAGCCUGAAGCAGGAUGGGGCUGUGUGUGAGCUGCAAAUCCGCAGCCUGACCAUAGCAGAUGCUGGCGAGUACUUGUGCACGUGUGGACAGGAAAAGACCUCAGCCACGCUGACCGUCAGGGCCCUUCCAGCUAAGUUCAAAGACAGUCUGAAGAAUGAAGAGGCUACAGAAGGCACCACAGCUACACUGAGCUGUGAACUGAGCAAGGCAGCUCCGGUGACAUGGAAGAAAGGACCGAAGACCUUGCAAAGUGGAGACAAAUAUGUCCUGAGGCAGGAUGGAGCUGUGUGUGGACUACAGAUCCAUGGCCUGACCAUGGCUGAUGCUGGGGAGUACUCGUGUGUGUGUGGGCAGGAGAAGACGUCAGCCACGCUGACUGUCAGGGGCUUGCCUGCCAAAUUUAUAGAAGAUCUGAGAAGCCAAGAAGCCACAGAAGGGGCCACAGCAAUCUUAAGAUGUGAGCUGAGCAAGGCUGCUCCUGUGGAGUGGAGGAAAGGGUCUGAGACCCUGAAAGAUGGGGACAGAUACACCCUGAGGCAGGAUGGGGCCGUAUGUGAGCUGCAGAUCCGUGGCCUGGCUGUGGUGGAUACUGGGACAUACUCGUCCCUGCCCACCAAGUUCACAGAGGGUCUGAGGAAUGAAGAGGCCACGGAAGGCACCAUGGCCACUCUGAGGUGCCAGAUGAGCAAGGCUGCCCCUGUGGAGUGGAGGAAGGGGUCAGAGACCCUGAGAGAUGGGGACAGAUACAGCCUGAGGCAGGAUGGGGCCAUGUGUGAGCUGCAGAUCCGUGGCCUGACCAUAGAAGAUUCUGGGGAGUACACAUGUGUGUGUGGGCAGGAGAAGACGUCAGCCACACUGAGUGUCAAGGCUCUGCCCCCCAGAUUCAUAGAAGACUUGAGAAGCCAAGAGGCCACAGAAGGCACCAUGGCCACUCUGAGGUGCCAGAUGAGCAAGGCAGCCCCUGUGGAGUGGAGGAAGGGGUCUGAAACCCUGGGAGAUGGGGGCAGAUACAGCCUGAGGCAGAAUGGUGCUGUGUGUGAGCUGCAGAUCCAUGACCUGGCUGUGGAAGACACUGGGGAGUACUCAUGUGUGUGUGGGCAGGAGAAGACCUCAGCCACACUGAAUGUCAAGGCCCUGCCCCCCAGAUUCAUAGAAGACUUGAGAAGCCAAGAGGCCACAGAAGGCACCAUGGCCACUCUGAGGUGCCAGAUGAGCAAGGCAGCCCCUGUGGAGUGGAGGAAGGGGUCUGAGACCCUGAGAGAUGGGGGCAGAUACAGCCUGAGGCAGGAUGGGGCUGUGUGUGAGCUGCAGAUCCAUGACCUGGAUGUGGAAGAUGCUGGCCAGUACUCGUGCGUGUGUGGGCAGGAGAAGACCUCAGCCGUGCUGACUGUAGAUGCACUGCCCCCCAAGUUUACAGAGGGUCUGAAGAAGGAAGAGGCCACAGAAGGGACCAUGGUAACACUGAGGUGCCAGAUGAGCAAAGAAGCCACGGUGGAGUGGAGGAAGGGAGCAAAGACCCUCAGCGAUGGGGGCAGAUACAGCCUGAGGCAGGAUGGGGCCAUGUGUGAGCUGCAGAUCUGUGGCCUGGCUGUGGAAGACGCUGGGGAAUACUCAUGUGUGUGUGGGCAGGAGAAGACCUCAGCCACACUGAGUGUCAAGGCCCUGCCCCCCAGAUUCAUAGAAGACUUGAGAAGCCAAGAGGCCACAGAAGGCACCAUGGCCACUCUGAGGUGCCAGAUGAGCAAGGCUGCCCCUGUGGAGUGGAGGAAGGGAUCCAAGACCCUGAGAGAUGGGGACAGAUACAGCCUGAGGCAGGAUGGGGCCAUGUGUGAGCUGCAGAUCUGUGACCUGGCUGUGGAAGACACUGGGGACUACUCAUGUGUGUGUGGGCAGGAGAAGACCUCAGCCACACUGAGUGUCAAGGCUCCACAGGUGGUAUUCCAGCAGCCACUGCAGAAUCUGCAAGCAGAAGAAGGCUCCAUGGCCAGCCUGCGGUGUGAGUUGUCAGUCCCCAACGCUGCCAUGGUCUGGAGCAAGGGUGGUCUGGAGCUGCAGGGUGACACGCGCCGAGAGGCACGGCAGCAGGGGUGUGUGGCAGAGCUGUUGCUUAGGGACCUGCGUCGCGAGGAUGCGGGCGAGUACAGUUGCACCUGUGGCUCUCAGACCACAAGCGCCACGCUCAUGGUCACAGCUGCUCCUGUGCGGUUCCUCCGGGAACUGCAGGCCCAGGACGUAGAUGAGGGGGCCACCGCACGCCUGCGCUGUGAGCUGAGCCGGGAGGCUGUGAGCGUGGAGUGGCGCAAGGGCUCCUUGCAACUUUUUCCUUGUGCUAAGUAUCAGAUGGUGCAGGAGGGCACAACUGCGGAGCUGCUGGUCCAUGGGGUGGAGCAGGAGGAUGCAGGCGAAUACACCUGCGAUGCAGGCCACACGCAGAGCAUUGCCAGGCUCUCUGUCCGAGCCCCCAAGCCCAAGUUCAAGACCGACCUGCAAAGCACAGAGCAGGAAGCAGGUGGCACGGCACGGCUGUGUUGUCAACUGAGCGAAGCUGAGCCAGGGACUCCAGUGCAGUGGCUCAAGGAGGGGGUGGAGCUGCACGUCGGCUCCAAGUAUGAGAUGCGGCGCCAAGGGGCUGUGUGCGAGCUGCUGAUCCAUGGGCUGGAGGCCAAGGACACUGGAGAAUAUGCCUGCCUGGUGGGUGGCCAGAAGACCUUGGCCUCCCUCAGAGUCAAAGAGCCUGAGGUGACCAUCGUGCGGGGACUCGUGGACAUGGAGGUGCAGGCCGAUGAGGAUGUGGAGUUCACUUGCAAGGUGUCACAGGCAGGAGCCACAGACGUGCAGUGGCACCUCCAAGGUCUGCCACUGCAGAGCAAUGAAGUGACAGAGGUGGCUGUCCUUGCGGACGGCUGUACCCAUGUGCUCCAGUUAAAGGGUGUGACACUGGAGGAUGCUGGUACUGUCUCCUUCCACGUGGGCGGCCUUUCAUCUUCUGCUCAGCUCACAGUCCGAGUCCCUGAGGUGACCGUUCUGGAGCCCCUGAAGGAUGUGCAGCUCAGCGAGGGCCAGGAUGCCCACUUCCGGUGCCGACUGUCCAGGGCCUCGGGCCAGGAGGCUCGCUGGGCUUUGGGAGGGGUUCCCUUGCAGUGCAACGAGAUGAACGACAUCACUGUGGAGCAGGGCACACUCUACCUGCUCACUCUGCACAAGGUGACCCUGGAGGAUGCUGGGACCAUCACUCUCCAAGUGGGCUCAUGCUCCUCAGAGGCCCAGCUGAAGGUCACAGCCAAGAACACGGUGUUGCGUGGCCUGGAGAACGUGGAUGCACUGGAGGGCGGUGAGGCUCUGUUCGAGUGCCAGCUGUCCCAGCCUGAAGUGGCCGCCCACACCUGGCUGCUGGACGACGAGCCUGUGCACACGUCGGAGAAGGUGGAGGUGGUCUACUUUGAGAACGGACUGCGGCACCUGCUUCUACUCAAAAACCUGAAGCCACAGGACAGCUGCCGAGUGACCUUCCUGGCAGGGGAUGUGGUCACGUCCGCAUUCCUCACUGUGAGAGCUCUUCCUGACCCCCCUGAAGAUGCUGAAGUGGUGGGGCGUAGUGACCAUUCUGUGACCCUAUCCUGGGUGGCUCCCAUGAGUGAUGGAGGUGGGGGUCUAUGUGGUUAUCGUGUGGAGAUGAAGGAGGCAUCCACAGGCCAGUGGCAGUUGUGCCAUGACUUGGUACCUGGUCCAGAGUGCGUGGUGGACGACCUGGUCCCCGGGAAGACCUACCGCUUCCGAGUGGCAGCUGUGGGUCCAGCAGGUGCUGGGGAGCCUGUACACUUGCCCCAGAUGGUCAAGAUAGCCCCAGCCCCGGCCCCGGCCCCGGCCCCUGCCCCAGCCCCUGCCCCAGAAACACGGCAGGCAGUAGUUGGUGAAGACAUCUGUCUGGAGUUGGAAGUGGCAGCUGAUGGUGGCGAGGUCGUCUGGCACAAGGGAACAGAGCGCAUCCAGCCCGGAGGGCACUUUGAGGUCCUCUCUCGGGGUCAGCGGCAGAUGCUGGUGAUCAAGGGCUUUAGGACCGAAGACCAAGGGGAGUACCGCUGUGGUCCCAUUCAGGGUCUGCCCUCCUCAGGAGCUGCCACGUUCAAUGUGGUCAUGACCUCAGGCUCUGGGGAUGAGGUCCCGGCACAGCCUAGCCUGCCUCCCGAGGCAGCCCAGGAGGGUGACCUGCAUCUGCUUUGGGAGGCCCUUGCCCGGAAGCGCCGCAUGAGUCGGGAGCCCACGCUGGACUCCAUCAGUGAGCUGCCUGAGGAAGACAGCCGUGUGCAGCAUCUGCGGCAGGAGGCAGAAGAGACAGCUCCCGACCUCUCUGAAGGCUACUCUACAGCGGAUGAGCUAGCACGCACAGGAGAGGCCGACCUCUCACACACCAGCUCUGACGAUGAGUCUCGGGCUGGCACCCCUUCCCUAGUUACCUACCUCAAGAAGGCCGGGGGUCCUGGGAUCUCACCCUUGGCCAGCAAGCAUGAGGCCCAGGUGACCACGUCUGUGAAGCCACAAAAGCAGCAGGAGCCAGUCGUGCCCACGUGCCCACCGCCGGGAGACUUGAGUGCAGCAGAUUUGAUGGAUCCAUCCCUGGACAAGGCUGCUGUGAAGAUUCAGGCUGCCUUUAAGGGUUACAAAGUGCGGAAGGAGAUGAAACAGCAGGAAGGGCCUGUGUUCUCACGAACAUUUGGGGACACAGAGGCACAGGUUGGGGAUGUGCUGCGGCUAGAGUGUGUGCUGGCCACCAAGACUGAUAUGCGGGCCUGCUGGUUGAAGGAUGGCAUCGAGUUAACAGAUGGGCGCCAUUACCACAUAGACCAGCUCAAGGAUGGUACCUGCUCUCUGCUGGUCACUGGCCUGGCCCCCACUGACUCUGGCCGUUACACCUGUCAGGUGAGCACCAAGUCUGGCCGUGUGAGCCACAGUGCCUGCGUGGUGGUCAGUGGGACAGAGAGCGAGGCCGAGAGCUCCUCUGGGGGCGAGCUGGAUGAUGCUUUCCGCCGGGCAGCGAGACGCCUGCACCGCCUCUUCCGCACCAAGAGCCCAGCUGAGCUUUCAGAGGAGGAACUCUUCCUCAGCGCUGAUGAAGGCCCCGGGGAGCCAGAGGAGCCCGCAGACUGGCAAACAUACCGAGAGGAUGAGAACUUUGUGUGCAUCCGUUUUGAGUCCCUUGCAGAGGCCCGCCAGGCAGUCACCUGCUUCCGAAACAUGUUUGCCACUAUGGGCAUCGGGGUGGAGAUCAGCCUAGGGGAGCAGGGACCCCGGGGAGUGGAGAUGCGCAUCGGCAAGGUGGCCCCUACUGUCACCCCUGCAGUGCCGCUUGCAAAGACACCUGGCCUGCAGACUUCAGAUGCUGCCCCAGUGUUCCUGACCGAGCUGCAGAACCAAGAUGUGCAGGAUGGAUACCCCAUGAGCUUCGACUGCGUGGUAACGGGCCAGCCUGUGCCCAGUGUGCGCUGGUUCAAGGAUGGGAAGCUGCUAGAAGAGGAUGACCACUAUAUGAUCAAUGAGGACCAACAGGGGGGUCACCAGCUCAUCAUCACAGCUGUGGUGCCGGCAGACAUGGGUGUCUACCGCUGCCUGGCGGAGAACAGCAUGGGCGUCUCCUCCACCAAGGCUGAGCUUCGUGUGGAAUUGACCAGCACAGACUAUGAUACUGCUGCGGAUGCUACUGAGACCUCAUCCUACUUCAGCGCCCAGGGAUACCUGUCCAGUCGGGAGCAAGAGGGAACGGAGUCAGAUGAGGGGCAGCUUCCCCAGGUGCUGGAGGAACUGAAAGACCUCCAAGUGGCCCCCGGGACACGCCUGGCCAAGUUCCAGCUCAAGGUGAAAGGCUAUCCAGCUCCCAAACUGUAUUGGUUCAAAGAUGGCCAGCCCCUGACCACGUCUGACCACAUCCGCAUGACUGACAAGAAGACCCUGCACACCCUGGAGAUUGUCUCGGUCACUCGGGAGGACAGCGGCCAGUAUGCAGCCUACAUCAGCAAUGCUGUGGGUGCUGCCUAUUCGUCAGCCCGGCUUCUGGUCCGAGGUCCCAGUGAACCAGAAGAGAAGCCAGCAUCAGAUGUUCAUGAGAGGCUGGUGCCACCCCGAAUCCUGGAGAAGUUCACCCCCAAGAAAGUGAAGAGGGGCUCCAGCAUCACCUUUUCAGUGAAGGUGGAAGGACACCCGGCCCCCAGUGUGCAUUGGCUCAAGGAGGAGGCAGAGAAGGGAGUCCUGUGGAUUGGCCCUGACACCCCGGGCUACACCAUGGCCAGCUCUUCCAAGCAGCAUAGCCUGGUCCUGCUGGACGUAGGCCGACAGCACCAGGGCACCUACACAUGUAUUGCUACCAACCCUGCUGGCCAGGCGCUCUGCUCUGCCAGCCUGCACAUCUCUGGCUUGGCCAAAGAAGAAGAGCAGGAGAGAGUGAAGGAGGCCCUCAUUUCCUCUUUCCUGCAAGGGACAAGCCAAGCUGUCUCAGCCCAGAUGUCAGAAUCCGCAGGUUUUGCUGAUCUUGUCGGGCAAAGCAAAGGCGAGUCUCUGGUGGCUGAGGAGGCCCACAGUCACCUGUCCCUUGCUGAGGUGGGCACUGAAGAGUUCCUGCAGAAACUCACCUCGCAGAUCACGGAGAUGGUAUCGGCCAAGAUCUCUCAGGCCAAACUCCAGGUGCCUGGAGGUGACAGCGAUGAAGAGACCAAGACACCAUCUGCUUCUCCUCGGCAUGGCCGGUCACGUCCUUCCUCCAGUGUUCAAGAGUCCUCCUCAGAGUCAGAGGAUGGGGACUCCCGUGGUGAGAUCUUUGACAUCUAUGUGGUCACAGCUGACUAUCUGCCACUGGGAGCUGAGCAGGAUGCCAUCAUUCUGAGAGAAGGCCAGUAUGUGGAGGUCCUUGACUCUGCCCAUCCCCUGCGCUGGCUUGUCCGGACCAAGCCCACCAAAUCCAGUCCUUCCAGGCAGGGCUGGGUGUCACCUGCCUACCUGGAUAAGAGGCUCAAGCUGUCUCCUGAGUGGGGGCCCACUGAGGCCCCCGAGUUCCCUGGCGAGGCUGUGUCUGAGGAUGAGUAUAGAACGAGGCUGAGCUCUGUCAUCCAGGAGUUGCUGAGUUCAGAGCAGGCUUUUGUGGGUGAGCUGCAGUUCUUGGAGAGCCACCACAUGAAGCACCUGGAGCGAUCUCCCCGAGUACCCGCAGCUGUGGCCAGCCAGAAGACAGUCAUCUUUCGUAAUGUGCAGGACAUCAGCCAUUUCCACAGCAGCUUCUUGAAGGAGCUGCAGGGCUGUGGCACCGACGAUGAUGUGGCCAUGUGCUUCAUCAAGAACCAGGAGGCCUUUGAGAAGUACCUCGAGUUCCUGGUGGGCCGCGUGCAAGCUGAAUCAGUGGUUGUCAGCACCCCAGUCCAGGAGUUCUACAAGAAAUAUGCAGAAGAGACACUGUCAGCCAAGGACCCCACACAGCCACCCCCACCUCCUCUUCAGCACUACCUGGAGCAGCCAGUGGAACGGGUGCAGAAAUACCAGGCCUUGCUGAAGGAGCUAAUCCGCAACAAGGCCCGCAACCGGCAGAACUGCGCGCUGCUGGAGCAGGCCUAUGCUGUGGUGUCUGCCCUGCCUCAGCGCGCCGAGAACAAGCUGCACGUUUCUCUCAUGGAGAACUACCCAGGAACCCUGGAGGCCCUGGGAGAACCUAUCCGCCAGGGCCACUUCAUAGUGUGGGAGGGGGCCCCAGGGGCCCGGAUGCCUUGGAAGGGCCACAACCGGCACGUCUUCCUCUUCCGAAACUACCUGGUGAUCUGCAAGCCCCGAAGAGACUCUCGAACCGACACCUUCAGCUAUGUGUUCCGGAACAUGAUGAAGCUGAGUAGCAUCGACCUGAAUGACCAAGUAGAGGGGGAUGACCGCGCCUUUGAGGUGUGGCACGAACGGGAAGACUCUGUGCGCAAGUACCUGCUGCAGGCACGGACCGUCAUCAUCAAAAACUCCUGGGUGAAGGAGAUCUGUGGCAUCCAGCAGCGCCUGGCCCAGCCUGUGUGGCGUCCCCCUGAGUUUGAAGAGGAACUAGCGGACUGCACAGCCGAGCUGGGUGAAACGGUCAAGCUAGCAUGCCGAGUGACGGGCACACCUAAGCCUAUUGUCAGCUGGUACAAAGAUGGGAAGCCAGUGGAGGUGGACCCACACCACAUCCUCAUUGAAGACCCUGACGGCUCCUGCACCCUCAUCUUGGACAACCUUACUGGCAUAGACUCUGGCCAGUACAUGUGUUUUGCGGCCAGUGCUGCUGGCAACGCCAGCACCUUGGGGAAGAUUCUAGUACAAGUGCCCCCACGGUUUGUGAACAAGGUCCGGGCCACACCCUUUGUGGAGGGAGAGGAUGCACAGAUCACCUGCACAGUGGAAGGAGCCCCGUACCCUCAGAUCAGGUGGUACAAGGAUGGUACCCUGCUAGCCCCGGGCAACAGGUACCGGAUGUUGAAUGAACCCCGCAGUGGUGUGCUGGUGCUGGUGAUCCAGGCGGCCAGCAAGGAGGACCUGGGACACUAUGAAUGUGAGUUGGUGAACCGGUUGGGCUCAACACGUGGUGGUGGAGAACUAUACAUGCAGAGCCCUGCACUGCGUGCCCGGGACCAGCACCACCGGGAACAGAUUGUGGCUGCCGUAGAAGGGGCCCCGUCCAUGCAGGUCACUAUUGAGGAUGUACAAGUACAAGUAGGGGACAUGGCACAGUUUGAUGCUGUCAUUGAAGGCCACCCACCACCCAUAGUAACCUGGUACAAGGGCAGCACCCAGCUGACGAGCAGUGCCCGGCUGAGCCAACGGCAAGAUGGAACGACAUACUCCUUGGUGUUGACUGACGUGGCUCCACACGAUGCCGGUGUCUACACAUGUGUUGCCAAUAAUGCAGGUGGACAGGUGCUCUGCAAGGCAGAGCUGCUGGUCCAUGGGGGGGACAAGCUAGAUGCCGAAAAUCAAGUCUAUCGGAGAAAACUGCAUUCCUUCUAUGACGUUCAAGAAGAGAUUGGGAGGGGUGUGUUUGGGUUUGUGAAAAGGGUUCAGCACAAAGGAAACAAGAUGUUCUGUGCCGCCAAGUUCAUCCCCCUACGGAGUAAAACUCGGGCCCAGGCAUACCAGGAACGAGACAUCUUGGCUACACUCGGCCACCCACUGGUCACUGGGCUCCUGGAUCAAUUUGAGACCCGGAAGACUCUCAUCCUUAUCUUGGAACUGUGCUCGUCUGAGGAGCUGCUGGAUCGGCUCUUCAAGAAGGGUGUAGUGACUGAAGCCGAGGUCAAAGUCUAUAUCCAGCAGCUGGUGGAAGGCCUACACUAUUUGCACAGCCAUGGUAUCCUCCACCUGGACAUAAAGCCCCCCAACAUCCUGAUGGUGCACCCAGCUCGGGAAGACAUCAAGAUCUGUGACUUUGGCUUUGCCCAAAAGAUCACCCCUUCAGAGCCACAGUACAGCAAGUAUGGCUCACCCGAAUUCGUGUCCCCAGAGAUCAUUGAGCAGAAUCCUGUGAGCGAGGGCUCAGACAUCUGGGCCAUGGGCGUCAUCUCCUACCUCAGCCUCACCUGCUCAUCCCCAUUUGCUGGAGAGAGUGACCGCGCCACCUUGCUCAAUGUUUUGGAGGGGCGGGUCUCCUGGAGCAGUCCCACGGCUGCUCAUCUGAGUGAGGACGCCAAGGACUUCAUCAAGGCCACGCUGCAAAGGACCCCCAGGGCCAGGCCUAGUACUUCCCAGUGCCUUGCCCACCCCUGGUUCCUGAAAUCCAUGCCUGCUGAGGAGGCCCACUUCAUCAACACCAAACAGCUCAAGUUCCUUCUUGCUCGAAGUCGCUGGCAGCGUUCCUUGAUGAGCUACAAGUCUAUCCUGGUGAUGCGCUCCAUCCCUGAGCUGCUUCAGGGUCCCCCAGACAGUCCAUCUCUAGGAGUGGCCCGGCACCUACGAGGGGAAGCCAGUGGCGCCUCUAGCUCAUCAUCUUCCUCAGACAACGAGCUUGCCCCAUUUGCCAGGGCUAAGUCGCUGCCACCUUCUCCUGUGACUCACUCGCCACUGCUGCACCCUCGGGGCUUUCUGCGGCCUUCGGCCAGCCUCCCAGAGGAGACAGAGGCCAGCAUGCCCACUGCUGAUGCGGCCGUGCCAGCGUCCCCACAGAGUGCUGGGCCUCCGGCAAGCCCAGGUUGUGUGCCCCGGCACAGCGUCAUCAGCAGCCUGUUCUACCAGCAAGCUGGCGAGGGUGCAGAGCGUGGGAACAAAACAUCGGGUGCCAAGAGGCACCCUGCGCGGAGGCGGCACCUGCUAAAGGGUGGGUACAUUGCAAGGGCCUUACCCGGUCUGCGUGAGCCCCUCAUGGAGUACAGCUUGUUGGAGGAAGAGGCGGCUAGGGAAGAGCAGGCCUCUCUGAUGACCAAGACACCCUCCUUUGAGACUGCCCUGCGACUACCUAGUUCCAGUGUCAGAGAGGUCCCAGGCCGAAGCCACUCCCUGGACAACCCACCAGUCACGACUGGCCCCUCUCCUGAGGCAUGCAAGGAACAACUCCUGUUCCCACCCUCCACGGGGUUGACUCAUGAAACCACUGCCAAGGACAGGGGGCACAAAGAGGGGUUCUUGCAGGAGUCUGUCCCCUUUCCACCUAUGAGUGGUGACUCGAGGCCUGGGAAGCAAGAGGGAUCAUCCCAGGACAGUUGUAGAGGGAAACCAGCCUCUUCCUGUCACUCUGAGCUGGGUUCUGGUUCCCAGGAGGGCUGUGGCCCUCCAUCAUCUCAAUCGCUUGGCUCCUUACCUCCACAGUCAUUGAAGAAGGAGCUCUCAACGUCCUGUGGCCCACUCUUUUCAGAACAGCCUCAGGCAGCCCCAUUCCCAACUCAAGUAAGCCCCCUUCUGGGUUCUGAGAAGGAACCUCAGGAUGGCUCUCUAUCUGAAGGGCCAGUUCCAGUUCCCUCCAGUUCUCCAGGGUCAGCUUCCCAAGUAGAUGCAUCCUUGGAUACUGAAGGCUUGUCUGAAGCUGGGGACACAUGUGACUUCACGCCUCCUCCACAGCGGCCUCAGGAGCAGGCCACCACCCGGAAGUUCUCUCUGGAGUCCCGUGGGGGCUAUGCAGGGGUGGCAGGCUAUGGUACUUUUGCCUUUGGCGGGGAUGCAGGGGGGAUGCUAGGGCAGGGUCCUCUCUGGGCCAGGAUGGCCUGGGCUGUGUCCCAGUCCUCAGAAGAGCAGGAUGAAGCUGCGACUGAGAGCCCUCAACCUCUGGAGAGCUUGGGGCCCAUUGCUGAGGCCAGUGGGGUUCCCCUAAGGACCUCUCCAAGCCUCACCCCUUGGGAGGAAGUUGAGCAGGUUUCCCUGGUGCAGAUCCGGGAUCUGUCUGGUGAUGCGGAAGCAGCUGACACUAUCUCCUUGGACAUUUCUGAGGUCGAUCCUGCCUACCUCAACCUCUCGGAUCUAUAUGACAUCAAAUAUCUCCCAUUUGAGUUCAUGAUCUUCAGAAGGGUCCCCAAACCUAUAGAGCAGCCAGAGUCACCUGGCUCAGAAACCGAAGCUGGGCAAGGGCUGGCAGAUUUCCUGGAGGAGGCCGCGUGGCCCUGGCCAGGCGAGCUGGGACUGCGUGCUGGUCUGGAGAUUACAGAGGAGCCGGAGGAGCCAGGGGACCUGGAAGCACUGCUGGGCGAGGCUGCUGUGGGCAGGAAGCGCAAGUGGUCCCCCUCCCGGGGCCUCUUCCAAUUCCCUGGGAGGUGCCUGUCAGGGGAGGAGCCUGUGGAGCUUGGGCUGCGCCAGAGGGUGAAGGCUUCCAUGGCUCACAUCUCCAGGAUCCUCAAGGGCAGGCCGGAAGGUCCUGAGAGGGAAGGGCCUCCCAGAAAGAAGGCAGGCCUAGCUUCUUUCCGGCUGUCAGGCCUGAAGGGCAGGGACCAAGAACUCUCAGACGAGGCUGUGGUCCUGGGCCAAUCAGUGACACUGGCCUGCCAGGUGUUGGCCCAGCCAACUGCCCAGGCUACCUGGAGCAAAGAUGGGGUCCUCCUGGAGAGCAGCGGCCACCUCCUCAUCUCCUCCACCCUGAAGAACUUCCAGCUGCUGACCAUCCUGGUGGUGAAAGAGGAGGAUCUGGGCACAUAUACCUGCUGUGUGAGCAACCCGCUGGGGACAGCAGUCACCACAGGUGUCCUCCGGAAAGCAGAGCGCCCUUCAUCUUCUCCACGCCCUGAGGUGGGGGAACUAUACAAGGAUGCGGUGCUGCUGGUCUGGAAGCCUGUGGAAUCCUGUGGCCCGGUGACCUACAUUGUGCAGUGCUGUAUAGAAGGAGGCAGCUGGACAACCCUGGCUUCAGACAUCUCUGACUGCUGCUACCUCACUGGCAAGCUAUCGAGGGGUGGCAUGUAUAUCUUCCGGACAGCAUGUGUCAGCAAAGCAGGAAUGGGCCCCUACAGCAGCCCCUCAGAACAGGUCCUCCUCGGAGGACCCAACCACCUGGCCUCUGAGGAGGAAAGCAGCCGGGGGAGGCCAGCCCAGCUUCUCCCCAGCACAAAGACCUUUGCCUUCCAGAUGCAGAUCCGGAGGGGCCGCUUCAGUGUGGUGCGGCAGUGCAGGGAGAAGGCAAGUGGGCGGGCCCUAGCUGCUAAGAUCGUUCCCUACCAACCUGAGGACAAGACAGCUGUACUAAGAGAAUACGAGGCACUUAAGAGACUGCACCACCCACAUCUGGCCCAACUCCAUGCCGCCUACCUCAGUCCCCGGCACCUGGUGCUCAUCCUGGAGCUGUGCUCUGGCCCUGAGCUGCUACCCUCUUUGGCAGAGAGGGAAUCCUACUCAGAGUCUGAUGUGAAGGACUACCUGUGGCAGAUGCUGAGUGCCACCCAGUACCUGCAUGCCCAACACAUCCUGCACCUGGACCUGAGGUCCGAGAACAUGAUGGUCACUGAGUACAACCUGCUUAAGGUUAUAGACCUGGGAAAUGCCCAGAGUCUCGACCAAGAGAAGGUCCCAGCCCCUGAGAACUUCAAAGACUACCUGGAGACCAUGGCUCCAGAACUCCUGGAAGGUCAAGGGGCUGUUCCACAGACAGACAUUUGGGCUAUUGGUGUAACAGCCUUCAUUAUGCUGAGUGGCGAGUACCCAGAGAGCAGCGAGGGGACUCGCGACCUGCAGAAAGGCUUGCGCAAGGGACUCAUUCGGUUGAGUCGCUGCUAUGCAGGAUUAUCAGGAGGAGCCGUAGCCUUCCUGCAGAGUUCAUUAUGUGCUCAACCCUGGGGCCGCCCGUGCGCUUCCACCUGCUUGCAAUGCGGAUGGCUGACAGAGGAGGGCCCCACCGGCUCCCGGCCCACGCCCGUAACCUUCCCCACCGUGCGGUUGCGCGCCUUUGUGCGCGAGCGCGAGAAGCGGCGUGCGCUCCUCUACAAGAAGCAUAACCUGGCCCAGGUGCGCUGAGGUCCAGCUCUACAGAGCAAGAUGUGCCAUGCCACAUGCGGGGACACCCGCUAAUAAAAGAUGCAAAACGGCCAAA